Molecule: messenger RNA, 970 nt
Organism: Physella acuta
Lineage: Eukaryota; Metazoa; Mollusca; Gastropoda; Physidae
Source: RefSeq, a predicted model, not a curated record
UGGUCGACAUCCGUUCAACGUUUACAAUUAUUGAAUCCGAUAUUUUAUGCGAUACGUCCAGUGGGUAAUUUAUGUCGGAAUUUUUAAUGUCUGCUUACAGGACUUCAUGAAAACGUCGUACAUCCAAUUUCAGGUCCUGUUGAUUGUAUCUUGCUCCUUCCAACUGGUUCCCAUCGAAGUGAAGACGUUUGAUGUGAACGGAUCCAAGUCUAUCAAAGCGAACUAUGGCGACAGUGUUGUAUUACAUUGUGAGGUGACCGGAAGUGGCGGGACUUAUGCUGUUCUAAGUGGGCCCGAGUUGAGCAAAUUCAAGACCCACACACAGAACACGGCCGUUAUUGAUAAAACAUUUGCCAAUCUUACCUGUCAGGAUGCUGGGAGAUAUUUCUGCUGGGGACAAAAUGGAGGAGGCGAAACGGGUCCAAAGGAUUUUGUUGACGUCAAUAUUACAUGUCUUGUAGAACCGCCCCCAGUGUACCAAGGCAAACCUUACCAGCCCGAGAAAAUGAUCGAAGUUUCAAGUGAGAAAAACACGACCUUUCAGUUUGUUGUGUACGGCUAUCCAGAACCAACGUCGUACGAUUUGAGAAUACAAACAAAAAGUAACUCGUAUAGCGAUGUUACCAGCAGCCACUACAAUGUACAAUACAUCCAUCAAGAGCCUCCGUUUGGUCUGGUCACGCUGACCAUCUAUGAUGAAAACACGAAGGAGACCAUCACGUACGUUCUGGGCAUCAACAGUGAAAAGGGGAGGGUCGAGGUCACUGUGGAGGUCGUCAAGGUCACCCAAACACCAGCUCCUGGCUCAUCUAUCAACUAUACAGCCAUUGGACUUGGUGUGGGGAGUGGGUGCUUUCUGAUCAGCGUCGUAAUUGUCGUCUUGUGCAAAGUUUCAAAGGUCACGCCUGCCCCUUAGGUCACGUGAUGGGUUGAUGGAGUCACGGUGUGGCAUACCUGGCAAAACUUCACC